Cylindrotheca closterium is the source of this 1245-nucleotide messenger RNA. The record is from the annotation of a GenBank genome assembly. Lineage: Eukaryota; Bacillariophyta; Bacillariophyceae; Bacillariales; Bacillariaceae.
AUGGCCACCCUCGCACUUUCCUCUUCCAGAAACAAUAAUGGUUCUUCCUCAACAAAAAGGCACCAGCCAGUCCAGAUUCUGCCAAGGCAAGCGACCACCCCUGCGGUCUCGCAUGCCCCAUUGUUGUCUUCCUACCCAGCCUCCGACUUUGUCUUUCCUGAAAACGUCUUUGACUUUGAGGAGGAAUUCAUAGAUGUCGAUGAGCUGCUCAUGGACUUGGGCAUGGAUCCUCCUCCUGCCUCCUCCUCCUCUAAUUAUGAUGGAAUGACCUCUAGUAAUCAGCAUGAUGACUAUGAGUAUCAUGAUUAUGAUCAUCAAGCAGAAGAGCAGGCUUUGCUGCCUCCCUUCCUCACUAAUACUUCUUCCGAUUGGCCUCCAGUGGAAGCAUCCGCAGCAUCAGAACGCUCCAAGGCCUACAACCACAGUUUUGGAGGAGUGGUUCGAACUGUCUCGUUGGACCAAGUUUCCGCCAUUACCGGAUCAGUUCCCAACCCGAUGAGAAACAUUCCACCGGACGAACCUCCAUCCAAGAAGCAAAAGAUUGUCUACAAUCCUUUGCUACCAUACCCCGCUACAUCUGCUGUUGCUGCAGCUGAUGCUGCUGCAGCUGCUGCUACUUCCAUCAAAAGAACAACAACAUCCAAACCCCAUACUGCUACAAGGAACAUCAUCACACCCACCAAGAAAAUCACACCCACCACCACCAACAAGGUUACCAUUGCCAAAUCAUCUUCCAUUCCAAGUCUACUCCCAUCCAGCUAUUUUUCCUCCACCACUCAAAUCAACAAGCCUAGUACUAGUACUAUUCCAAGUACGAGUAGAGCUCCCGCAAUGGAACUUCCUCAAGCUCUAACAAUUUCCAAUGAACGCAAGCGUAAGAUGUCUCGUAAGGAGGCUGAACUCAACUUGUCCAUGGAUGAAUUGGAAGAACGAAGAGAACGCAACCGAAGCCAUGCCAAAAAGAGUCGCCAACGCAAAAAGGCCAUUACCGAAUUGUUGCAAGAGUCGGUCCAAUCCCUCCAACAGGCCAACCAAAUUUUGAGACAAGGCUUGAACCAAGAAAUGGGCGAGCACUAUGCCGAACAAGUCUUGGAAUCUCAAAAGGAACUCGAAAAGCAAUCCUUCUUGGAAAUGUUGAAAAAUCCCGCCAAUCGCGUUGUCGAUGCAUCAGGGUUGGCCUUUUUCAAGAAGCUUCAGAAGCGAGUCCCCAAGGACAAUGAAGAGGAUGGUGACUGCAGCAACUAA